Molecule: messenger RNA, 1383 nt
Organism: Cyclocybe aegerita
Lineage: Eukaryota; Fungi; Basidiomycota; Agaricomycetes; Agaricales; Hemipholiotaceae
Source: the annotation of a GenBank genome assembly
AUGUUUUCCUUGAUCUCCACCUGGCUUACGACACUCUCACUUCUUUUUGGCGGAUGUUGCAGUAACGCGAUCACUCUAGAGCAACUCACAUUAGAAUACCCGAAGGCCGGUUCAGUGCUCACCUUCUUCCAAUUCCUAAUCAUAUCGCUCCACGGCCUACCGAAAUUUCUCAUAUGGACACGCUUUGGCCCAAGAUUUCGUCCACGGAAGGUUCCAAUCACGAUCUACCUCGUUCAAGUCACGCUGUUCUAUCUCGUUUCUUUGCUCAACAAUGCGGCAUUUGCAUAUCGGAUUCCCAUGGCAGUCCAUAUUAUUUUUAGGAGUGCUGGGCUUGUAAUCACUAUGCUACUUGGAUGGCUUAUAUCCAAUAAGAGAUAUAACUUCACGCAAAUCUUUUCUGUAUUACUAGUCACCAUUGGCGUAAUCAUCACGACACUUUCCGCACAGUCAUCCGGGGUGAAAUCCAUCUCUCCAACCGAUCCUUACGUCUACGCCCAAGGCAUCGGCAUCCUCACCCUCGCCCUUGUCUUCGCCGGUCUCCUGGGCCUCACACAAGAUUGGGCUUACGCGAAACAUGGAAGACCCAAGCUGACCACACAGGCAUCCGAUGGGCCCCCUGCCUGGCAAGAAUCCAUGUUCUACCUGCACUUCCUCGCCCUCCCCAUGUUCUACCCCCUGCUAUGCGACAUAGUCACCCAAAUGCACGACAUGAACACCAGUGGCCCAAGAGCAGAGUUCAGCGUUCCCGUUCCCAUCCCGGUCUCAACCAACUUCUCGGCGCCCUUCCCUAUGGAUGUUCCUCCACCAUACUCGCUCCCCCGCCUUCCCGUCCACAUUUUCAAGCACACGGAGAACGCCUCGCUGAUCUCGGUCUCCCAACAAGUGUUCGAGAACAGCUCGUACGACCACCCGCUCGUCCUCUCGUUCUCAAUACCGCACAUCUACCUCCCGCUUAUGCUAAACACGAUCACACAGCUGUUGUGCGCAGCAGGCGUACACCGGCUCACGACCAGCGUCAGCGCGCUGACCGUCACGCUUGUUCUUGUCGUGCGCAAGGCGAUUAGCCUCAUCAUCAGCGUCAUCGGGGUCCCCCAGGUUGCGGCUGCCCUGCGCGACGGCUUGCAUCGUGCUUGGGCCGCUACCGGUUUGAAGACGAAUGCUCUCUUCGAUUUAAGCGUGUAUGGAAUCGACGUGGACUCGAUAUUGGAGUCGUUGGGCUCAGCGUUUGUUGGCGGAGGGUCGGCCAAACGACCCCAGGAGGUGGAUAAACGAAUGAUGUGGACGGGAGCAGCGUUGGUCAUGCUGGGCACUGUAGGAUAUACGAUUGGCAGCAGUAGAGGCAAUGCGAAACCUCAGGGGACAAAGAAAGGGAAACAGGACUAG